AUGAAAAGGGCAACACGAGGUUUCAGUGAAGAGAUUGGGAGAGGUGGUCAUGGAGUUGUUUACAAAGGCAUAUUACCCGAUCAUCGAGUUGCAGCAAUUAAGUGGUUCAACAAAGCUAACAAAGGAGAAGAUGAAUUUCUAACAGAGGUAAGCACCAUUGGAAGGCUAAACCACAUGAAUUUGGUAGAGAUGUGGGGAUAUUGCGCGGAGCGAAAGCACAGGCUUUUGGUUUACGAGUACAUGGAACACGGAUCAUUGGAAAAAAAUUUGUAUUCCAAUAAACUUGACUAUGACAAGAGGUUCAACAUCGCGGCUAGCAUUGCAAAAGGCCUAGCUUAUCUGCACGAAGAGUGUUUGGAAUGGGUUCCGCAUUGUGAUGUGAAGCCUCAGAACAUACUCUUGGACACAAAUUACCAACCAAAGAAAGACACUGUGGUUCAGCAUCUGUAUAUGGGACGAUCACCUCCUGUGUUCACAGAAAUGAGGGUUCUUCAUCAAACCACUGAUGAUGACCACUUGGUUUUGGAGUUGGGAAUGAAUUUUCGGACUGCAGAUGAUAUGAGUGCAAUACUUGCUGUGAAAUUAAGUAAGAGAUUGGGUUUUGGAAUGCGGGCAAAGUUGCAUUUGAUGGGCAUGCUUGUUGAAGGGAAGAUGGCAGCAUUUAACAUUCAGGAGGCACUUAUCUGGAAAGAGAAAAUUGAACUUGUCAUUGAUCAG
This is a messenger RNA of Camellia sinensis, 717 nucleotides long. NCBI's taxonomy places the organism in Eukaryota, Viridiplantae, Streptophyta, Magnoliopsida, Ericales, Theaceae. The record is from RefSeq and is a predicted model, not a curated record.